This is a messenger RNA of Mandrillus leucophaeus (drill), 6739 nucleotides long. RefSeq names its product additional sex combs like transcriptional regulator 1 (gene ASXL1). The record is from RefSeq and is a predicted model, not a curated record. NCBI's taxonomy places the organism in Eukaryota, Metazoa, Chordata, Mammalia, Primates, Cercopithecidae. Bases 1348 to 6186 code for a protein of 1612 amino acids. Gene Ontology annotation, molecular function: peroxisome proliferator activated receptor binding; DNA binding; chromatin binding. Gene Ontology annotation, biological process: positive regulation of transcription by RNA polymerase II; animal organ morphogenesis. The transcript has 14 exons. Gene Ontology annotation, cellular component: PR-DUB complex.
UUCCUGCGGAGGGGCGAGCUGGCAGGCCGGCUCCUCCCCCUCUGGGCAGCGGGGUCCCGCCUCCCCUCCCCCACUGUUUGGCAGCGUCUGGGGGUCUGGGGCAGCUUCGUUCAUUCACCCGGGGGAGUUGGGUUUCCGGGAAGGGUCGGAAGCUCCUCCCUCGCUUCAUGGUGGGUAAUGGGGUGGUGCCUUUGACUCCGGGGGUGGAAAAGCGACCCCACAUUCAAGGACGCCAGUGGCAUUUUGAGCUUUACCAAUCUAAACCAGGUGCGUGGAGGGAAGAAAGUGCUUACUCCCAGCUUGAAUCCUGAGCAGCGGUUCUCUAACUUUAGUGUCCUGUGGGCGACACCUGAGAGGCGGUUAGUAACGCUCCUCCUAGGGCCCUCCAUAAGACCUGCUGAGCCUCAGGGUCUGGGAUAGAGCCUGGGAAUCUGCGCUUUCACCGGCUUACCAGGUGAUUGAAACGCAGUGGCUCACGGACCCCACUUUGAGAAACGCUGACUGGGGUGCUUGCCUUCAGAAGCUGGACUGGAAUGGGUACUUUGAGGAGAACUGAAUCCACUUUGCAAAGAAUGUAUGUUGGACAAAGACAAAGUGUCUCUGUUGAGAGACAUUGUUCACUGAGGAUUAGCAAGGGAGAGCGUAAUUUGAGUGUUUGAAGCCGCUUCGUUCAACUGAUGGGGGUUGUGAAUUUUGUGUUCAGAGCGUCAGAGGACCUGCAGGUGAAAUAGCUUCCUUUUGGAUUGCACCCACAAAGCUCAGAGACUUUGAGACAUACUCGUGUGACAUCUGCUGAUACCAGUAGUAACAGGUUAUACUAAGAUGUCAGUUCCUAAGAUCUGUCACACAGGGAGGUUGUGGUGCAGAUAGCAUAAGUGUCUCUUGACACUCUAGUUUAUAUGUAAUUGUCGUAAUUCAGUUUUAAUGAUGAGUGAAGCUCAGACUUAAUUUUCUGUCUUAUUUUGAAGUGAGUUUUCUGCGUCAAAGGUGUUGUGCAAAAAAAAAAAAAAAAAAAAAGACCGUAUGGGGGGUGGGGUUGAUACAAACCUGAAGUACACCUUUUUCUUUCUCGAAGUCUGUAAAAGUUACUGAUUUAUAAAAACUGAAGGAAUUUGGGCUACAGAAUUUUCAUUGGUGCUUGCUGUCCUCUUCCCUAGUCAUUUGUUGCCCAGGGAACAAAAAUAGCAAUUGUUUGUAUGCUGAAGUUUUGUGCUUCAGUUUAUUUUGGCCUGGCAUGUGAAGUUUGAAGAUUUUGAGGUUCCGAAAUAUUUUCUUUUUCCUGAUUCAGUCAAAAUUGGAAGCUCGGGCUAGUUUUCAGGAUCUUGUAGAAAUUUCAGGAUUUCUCUAAUGGUUCUUUACCUGGAAACAAAUAUAGGCCUGAUGGGGAAUGGGAGAGAGCUCUCAUUCUCCUGGACGAUGAGUUUUGUGUGUUCAUUGACAUUGUCCUUGGCGUUCCUGUUAAUGCUGGUGUUUAUGACCCUGGGCACCCAAGGAAAUUUGCUUGCCAGAGUUUUACUUGUUAGAGUCUCUUUAGAUUCUCGAAUUUACUGUGGUCUGAACUUCAACAUCAAGGUUGCUCUUUCUGUUUUAUCAUUGACUUCAAACCGGAUUAUCAGAGUUUUAGAAAACUACUCGGAUGCUCCAAUGACACCAAAACAGAUUCUGCAGGUCAUAGAGGCAGAAGGACUAAAGGAAAUGAGAAGUGGGACGUCCCCUCUCGCAUGCCUCAAUGCUAUGCUACAUUCCAAUUCAAGAGGAGGAGAGGGGUUGUUUUAUAAACUGCCUGGCCGAAUCAGUCUUUUCACACUCAAGAAGGAUGCCCUGCAGUGGUCCCGCCAUCCGGCUACAGUGGAGGGAGAGGAGCCAGAGGACACGGCUGAUGUGGAGAGCUGUGGGUCUAAUGAAGCCAGCACUGUGAGUGGUGAAAACGAUGUAUCUCUUGAUGAAACAUCUUCGAAUGCAUCCUGUUCUACAGAAUCUCAGAGUCGACCUCUUUCCAAUCCCAGGGACAGCUACAGAGCUUCCUCACAGGCGAACAAACAAAAGAAAAAGACUGGGGUGAUGCUGCCUCGAGUUGUCCUGACUCCUCUGAAGGUAAACGGGGCCCACGUGGAAUCUGCAUCAGGGUUCUCGGGCCGCCACGCCGAUGGCGAGAGCGGCAGCCCGUCCAGCAGCAGCAGCGGCUCUCUGGCCCUGGGCAGCGCUGCUAUUCGUGGCCAGGCCGAGGUCGCCCAGGACCCUGCCCCGCUCCUGAGAGGCUUCCGGAAGCCAGCCACAGGUCAAAUGAAGCGUAACAGAGGGGAAGAAAUAGAUUUUGAGACACCUGGGUCCAUUCUUGUCAACACCAACCUCCGUGCCCUGAUCAACUCUCGGACCUUCCAUGCCUUACCAUCACACUUCCAGCAGCAGCUCCUCUUCCUCCUGCCUGAAGUAGACAGACAGGUGGGGACAGAUGGCCUGUUGCGUCUCAGCAGCAGUGCACUGAAUAACGAGUUUUUUACCCAUGCGGCUCAGAGCUGGCGGGAGCGCCUGGCUGAUGGCGAAUUUACUCAUGAAAUGCAAGUCAGGAUACGACAGGAAAUGGAGAAGGAAAAGAAGGUGGAACAAUGGAAAGAAAAGUUCUUUGAAGACUACUAUGGACAGAAGCUGGGUUUGACCAAAGAAGAGUCAUUGCAGCAGAACGUGGGCCAGGAGGAGGCCGAAAUCAAAAGUGGCUUGUGUGUCCCAGGAGAAUCAGUGCGUUCACAGCGUGGUCCAGCCACCCGACAGCGAGAUGGGCAUUUUAAGAAACGUUCUCGGCCAGAUCUCCGAACCAGAGCCAGGAGGAAUCUGUACAAAAAACAGGAGCCAGAACAAGCAGGGGUUGCUAAGGAUGCAAAAUCUGUGGCCUCAGAUGUUCCCCUCUACAAGGAUGGGGAGGCUAAGACUGACCCAGCAGGGCUGAGCAGUCCCCAUCUGCCAGGCACAUCCUCUGCAGCACCCGACCCAGAGGGUCCCGAAUUCCCAGUUGAGUCUGUGGCUUCUCGGAUCCAGACUGAGCCAGACAACUUGGCACGUGCCUCUGCAUCUCCAGACAGAAUUCCUAGUCUGCCUCGGGAGACUGUGGAUCAGGAGCCCAAGGAUCAGAAGAGGAAAUCCUUUGAGCAGGCGGCCUCUGCAUCCUUUCCCGAAAAGAAGCCCCGGCUUGAAGAUCGUCAGUCCUUUCGUAACACAAUUGAAAGUGUUCACACCGAAAAGCCACAGCCCACUAAAGAGGAGCCCAAAGUCCCGCCCAUCCGGAUUCAACUUUCACGUAUCAAACCACCCUGGGUGGUUAAAGGUCAGCCCACUUACCAGAUAUGCCCCCGGAUCAUCCCCACCACGGAGUCCUCCUGCCGGGGCUGGACUGGCGCCAGGACCCUCGCAGACAUUAAAGCCCGUGCUCUGCAGGUCCGAGGGGCGAGAGGUCAUGACUGCCAUAGAGAGGCGGCCACCACUGCCAUCGGAGGGGGGGGUGGCCCGGGUGGAGGUGGCAGCGGGGCCACCGAUGAGGGAGGUGGCAGAGGCGGCAGCAGUGGUGAUGGUGGUGAGGCCUGUGGCCACCUUGAGCCCAGGGGAGGCCCGAGCACCCCUGGAAAGUGUACGUCAGAUCUACAGCGAACACAACUACUGCCGCCUUAUCCUCUAAAUGGGGAGCAUACCCAGGCCGGAACUGCCAUGUCCAGAGCGAGGAGAGAGGACCUGGCUUCUCUGAGAAAGGAGGAAAACUGCCUACUACAGAGAGCUUCAGCUGGACUCAGAGAUGGGCUGGGAGAUGCCUCCCAACUUCCCAUUGCUCCCACUGGGGACCAGCCAUGCCAGGCCUUGCCCCCACUGUCCUCCCAAACCUCAGUAGCUGAGAGAUUAGUGGAGCAGCCUCAGUUGCAUCCGGAUGUUAGAACUGAAUGUGAGUCUGGCACCACUUCCUGGGAAAGUGAUGAUGAGGAGCGAGGACCCACCACUCCCACAGACAAUGGUCCUAUUCCGUCUCUAGUGGGAGAUGAUACAUUAGAGAAAGGAACUGGCCAGACUCUUGACAGUCAUCCCACUAUGAAGGAUCCUGUAAAUGUGACCCCCAGUUCUACACCUGAAUCCUCAUCAACUGAUUGCCUGCAGAACAGACCGUUUGAUGACAAAUUAGGUCUUGGUGACUCAUGCCUUCCUAUGAGGGAAAGUGAUACUAGACAAGAAAACUUGAAAACCAAGGCUCUCGUUUCUAACAGUUCUGUGCAUUGGAUGCCCAUCCCAUCGAAUGAUGACGUAGUGAAACAGCCUGAACCAGAAUCCAGAGGACAUGUACCAUCUGUUGAGCCCCAGGUUGGAGAGGAGUGGGAGAAAGCUCCUCCCACCCUUCCUGCAUUGCCUGGGGAUUUGACAGCCGACGAGGGUCUAGAUCCUACUGAUAGCCUUACUUCACUCUGGACUGUGCCAUCCCGAGGAGGCAAUGACAGCACUGGUAGUUACUGUCAACAGAUGGACGCUGAAAAGCUGAAAAUCAACGGAGACUCUGAAGCACUGAGUCCUCACAGUGAGUCCACAGAUACAGCCUCUGACUUUGAAGGUCACCUCACGGAGGACAGCAGUGAGGCUGACAGUAGUGAAGCUGCAGUGACAAAGGGAUCUUCGGUGAACAAGGAUGAGAAACCCAGUUGGAACCAAUCUGCCUCACUGUCCAAGGUGAAUGGUGACCUGCGUCUGGUUACAAGGACAGAUGGGAUGGUUGCUCCUCAGAGCUGGGUGUCUCGAGUAUGUGCGGUCCGCCAAAAGAUCCCAGAUUCCCUACUGCUGGCCAAUACUGAGUACCAGCCAAGAGCCAUGUGUCUGUCCAGGCCUGGGUCCUCAGUGGAGGCCACUAACCCACUUGUGAUGCAGUUGCUGCAGGGUAACUUGCCCCUAGAGAAGGUUCUUCCACCGGCCCACGAUGACAGCACGCCAGAAGCCCCACAAGUACCGCUUACAAACGAGCAGAGCCAUGGCUCCCUGUGCCUGGGAUCUUUACAUGGUCUUGAAGAAAACAGUGGCAUGGUUGGUGGAAGCAGCCCCAUUUCUUUAAGGGCUUUGAAGGAGCCUCUUCUACCAGAUAGCUAUGAAACAGGCCCUGGUCUUGCCAGGAUUGAGGUCACCCAGGCUCCUGGAGCACCCCAAAAGAAUUCCAAGACAGUCCCAAGUUUUGACUCCCUCCAUCCAGUGACAAAUCCAAUUACUUCCUCUAGGAAACUGGAAGAAAUGGAUUCCAAAGAGCAGUUCUCUUCCUUUAGUUGUGAAGAUCAAAAGGAAGUCUGUGCCGUGUCACAGGACAGUAAUUCAAAUGCUGCUCCAGGCAAGAGCCCAGGAGAUCUUACUACCUCGAGAACACCUCGUUUCUCAUCUCCAAAUGUGAUCUCCUUUGGUCCAGAGCAGACAGGUCGGGCCCUGGAUGAUCAGAGCAAUGUUACAGGCCAAGGGAAGAAGCUUUUUGGCUCUGGGAAUGUGGCUGCAACCCUUCAGCGCCCCAGGCCUGCAGACCCGAUGCCUCUGCCUGCUGAGAUCCCUCCAGUUUUUCCCAGUGGGAAGUUGGGACCAAGCACAAACUCCAUGUCUGGUGGGAUACAGACUCCAAGGGAAGACUGGGCUCCAAAGCCACGUGCCUCUGUUGGCAGCGUCAAGAAUGAGAAGACUUUUGUGGGGGGUUCUCUUAAGGCAAAUGCCGAGAACAGGAAAGCUACUGGGCAUAGUCCCCUGGAACUGGUGGGUCACUUGCAAGGGAUGCCCUUUGUCAUGGACUUGCCCUUCUGGAAAUUACCCCAAGAACCAGGGAAGGGGCUCAGUGAGCCUCUGGAGCCACCUUCUCUCCCCUCCCAACUCAGCAUCAAGCAGGCAUUUUAUGGGAAGCUUUCUAAACUCCAGCUGAGUUCCACCAGCUUUAAUUAUUCCUCCAGCUCUCCCACCUUUCCCAAAGGCCUUGCUGGAAGUGUGGUGCAGCUGAGCCACAAAGCAAAGUUUGGUGCGAGCCACAGUGCAUCACUUUCCUUGCAAAUGUUCACUGACAGCAGCACAGUGGAAAGCAUCUCACUCCAGUGUGCGUGCAGCCUGAAAGCCAUGAUCAUGUGCCAAGGCUGCGGUGCAUUCUGUCAUGAUGACUGUAUUGGACCCUCAAAGCUCUGUGUAUUGUGCCUUGUGGUGAGAUAAUAAAUUAUGGCCAUGGGAAACGUUGUAUAUUUAGUGUGUGUAUUUUGAUAAUGAUUGAUCUUAAAUCUGUGUACAGAAUAUCAUUGAUACAAUACUCUUUUUAGGCAGGAGCACUCUUGCCUUCCCCCAGAAUUUAUAGUGCUAAAGGCCUCUGUCUCUUGUUGACCCUUCUGGUCUUGCUGGAGGGGUUUCCUGGGUAUAACCCAUUGGGCUGCCCAAGGCCAGCCAGCCUGAACUCUCCUGCAGACAGCCUGAUGUGGCAUGGAGUGGGGUUGUGGGUGGUGGGGGGACUGCCUGACUCCCAGAGGGACUUGAAACUGAAGCAAGAAGGUUGCAUUCUCCAUCAAGGGAAUUAACUUACCUGAACUAAGUAGAAAUGCCAGUCUUCCACUGCCCCCUCCCUGCCAUCUUUUCUUCUUCUACUUUGGGGAGUUGAUGGCCAGGAAAGAAGGCAGCACAGGGUUAAAGUAACUCCCAGCAUUGCCCACCAGGGGGCUGGUGCACGUGCUGACCUUAGGGUCACAGUUGAGUCAUUUGCCAGUUGACGGAGCAA